AUGGCUAUGCCUGAAAAUUUCAUGAUGUACACCGCAGAGAACGGCUCAAUUUUAAUUGAAAAUAAGCUUUCGGAAAUCUCUGUAUUUGCUUACAACAACUUGCCGGACUGGGGAUUCUCGCACCGUUUAGGGCAUGUGCUAAAGAACAAACGAGGUGUUUCACUCUUCACGUUCGGAUGUUUCACUCUUCACUCUGGAAACGCUCGUUAUGUAAAAUUUACGGCCUACUCAAUCAAAUUCUCGAGAAAUCAACGUGGAGUCGCAUAUGUGAAUGACGAAGCUGGUGUCCGUACUUGUUGGGAAUACAAGUCAUUCGAGGAACUGAUCUCGGAAAGAGAUGAUAAGUGGGAAAAGAUUGAUCGGCCUCAAGUAAUCAUGCAGAGACCUUGCGGCUGUGGGGCUUCGUCGUGCUUCCAUCAUAUGUCAUCCAGAGAUAUGUGGAAUUCCAAGUAUAAAGAAGAAGAAAACAUCCGGUAAAUUUUCGAGUACAUUUAAAAUAAUCGUAUAAGUUAUGGCUCUUUAUCGAUGACAUUGACAUGUCCCUUUCUAAUAAUUAUGCAGCAUCGAGAGAAACGGCCUGAGAUUCUAUUCUGAAACAAGCGAGUUGAGUCUGAAUCUCGAUUUGGAAACAUAUAUCACCUGAGUUCAACACUCCGACACGUCGGCGAGCAAGCAUAUCGGGUCAUAUCUACCGAUAUCUACGUCGAAAGCUGGCAUUAUCGAUUCAACCAGAGCGUCCUUUUCAACGAUAAAUCACUUCAAGUGAAGUUUCAUACACAGACGGCUCGUUUAGAUAGUAAUGGAAAAUUGUCGCUGAGCGACCAUUAAGUCGGGGGAAGGAGGGGGUUGACGCUUGCAUUACUCGAAGUAGACUGAUAGCAAAAUUGAAAAUUCUCUUGUUAAAAAUCUUUUAGGAUUGAUUUUCUAAAGUAUCACUGUAUAAAAAACUAUUUAUUCCCCCGUCGUACCUAAGCGUUCCUUAUUCCUCUUGGUUAUUCAUUGAGGCUGCAUUUUCUGCAAUAUUCUGCAAAAUUAAUUCUCUGUGAUAACAUGUUAUCGACUUUCAAUAUAUAAACGACAAUUCAAAAAUAAAUUGUUUUUU
Molecule: messenger RNA, 1102 nt
Organism: Daphnia pulicaria
Lineage: Eukaryota; Metazoa; Arthropoda; Branchiopoda; Diplostraca; Daphniidae
Exons: 2
Coding region: 1-477 (158 amino acids)
Source: RefSeq, a predicted model, not a curated record